UUUUGAAGUUAAUGUGCGAAGAUUUCAUCUGGAGAAUUACUCUCAGGUGGUGGCGAGCAAGUUAACGGACAAGGCGAAAGAUUUCUCAACAAAUGGUCACUUGAUCAAUGAGAUAAAGGUCCUCAUUCUGUCUUGGCUGAGGAGAUCUACAAUAGCGCAUCGCAUGUUUUGGCUCGGAAAGGUUCACGAAUAGGACUGAUGACAAAAAAAGAAAAUUGUGUAAGACUUGGUUCCGGGUUCCGCCCGAGUGAAUCCGUGACGUGGUGGCAUCGGAGGCCGUGGUGAUUGAAUAAAUUGCAACUUUUCCCGCUCAAAAGAAAGGAAAACGAAAGAGACGCUCAGCGCAACAAGGCGCUCAAAGAGGAGGACGAGGCUGGCCUCCGGUCGCGCGAGAUGCUACAAGAGAAGCCCGUCCAGUACGUUUCACUGGGCGAUGACGGGCCUCUGGUCUCGCCGCUGCCCAGAUCGAUCUUUCAGGUCGCCGCUUCCUCCCACCUCCCGCCGCCGCCUCCCAUCCCCGCCGCCACGCCACUGCACAUCCCCGCUCCCGCUCCCGCCCCCGACCACGUCCUCUGCUGCCUACCGUCGCCUCCGGCCACGUGCACCGAGACAGUACAAGAUAGGCCCGUCCAGUUCAUUAAGGCGUGGACAGGGGAGAAGAGGCGCCGCAGGUACCUAUCCCCAUCAUCUUCAGAUGCUCCUGCCACUGCCCAGCAACAUCAAGCCCCGAUUUCUAAUGCGACGGACAUGGAGGACACCAUCUUGGUCCAAGAAGGAAGCGAUGAGCCCACCGGGCCGGGCGUCAUUCUCAGCAAGGAAGACCAGGCCAGAUAUGCUAAACUUUUGCGUCCCAACAUUCCUCCUCCCAUUGACCCGUACUCCAAUGUGGCAUGGGAGGACUACGACCAGGUAGAAGAGCGCCUUGCACGCGUUCGCAUCGCCUGUUACAAGAUUGUGAAGCCAGAGGCCGCACAUGAACUCAAGGGACCAGAAGAGUACACUGAGGAUGAACUUCGUAACGAGUCCUACUUUCGGCAUUUGGAGGAUGAUGAAAGUUUCGAGUGGUUCUUCCAUCGCGACGAUAGCCAGAAACCUGAAUUGAAUGACUACCAACGCAUUGUCCUUCGUAAUUUCCUGCCUGAUAGUUGUGAACGCCAGUACCGCUAUCACAACGAUUACCGCUCACGUUAUCAUACAUAUGAAAUUGACUCCGUUUAUGUCAAGUACUAUGGAGAAAUAUCAAAGAAAAUAAAGUGGAUUGCAGAUAUUUGCAUCUGGAUCGCAGUACCGAGGCGUGGAGAAACAUGGAUACUAUAGCAUGGAGGCAAGCAUUGAGGAUUGCAACACACUUUCCCCAUAUGACUGUUCGUUUAGCUGCUUUUGCUUAUAAUGAGUACAUUACAGAGCUGAAAGAAGAUGCGUCCCUCAAGGACAUAGAUCUUCUCUAUUUUGAGAUAUGGAGGCUUGUCGCCAAGGAAGAU
This is a messenger RNA of Aegilops tauschii subsp. strangulata, 1481 nucleotides long. RefSeq lists its product as uncharacterized. The record is from RefSeq and is a predicted model, not a curated record. Lineage: Eukaryota; Viridiplantae; Streptophyta; Magnoliopsida; Poales; Poaceae.